UAUUAUCAAAAAUAUGUCGAAUUCAAAGAUAACAACAAGUCGCGGUAUUUGGCUAUGCUGGGCUUUUGCAUUGUCAAUGUUGCUGCAGGGUCAACUGGUGGAAUCUCAAUAUAAUGGCUUUCCUUACUACGGUGGACAAUCUGCAGGUGCGGGUAGUGGAUACGGAGGAAGCAUGUACGGCAAUGGCUAUGGAUAUGGAUACGGCUAUCCGCAGUACUACGGCUAUCCGGGCUACGGUUACACGUACCCCGGAUACGGGUACGGAGGGGGCUACGGUUAUCCAGGCUAUGGCUACCCAGGCUAUGGCUAUGGCUAUCCCUAUACGGGCAAUGGCAUGAAUACUGCCUUUGCCAGCAGCAGCGGAGGAUUUGCCAGUGCGAGUGCGAGUAGCGGAGGAGGAGGCUAUUACGGUUAAGUACAGGACUGGAUAAAUGUUUAAGCUUAUUAAUUAAAGACAAUAUUUGCUUAGGUUAU
Molecule: messenger RNA, 474 nt
Organism: Drosophila innubila
Lineage: Eukaryota; Metazoa; Arthropoda; Insecta; Diptera; Drosophilidae
Product: prisilkin-39
Exons: 2
Coding region: 14-415 (133 amino acids)
Source: RefSeq, a predicted model, not a curated record